AUGAUUGAGGAAGAAUGCUUAUCAAGUAUGGUGGUCAAGACUGUUCUUUGGGCACCAGGCUGGGAAGAGAGUGUUGAUUUAAAUAAUAAUGGCCAUGCAUCAGCUUCUCUUGCAUCCAAAGAGAAACGUAAUUUUACAGAAACAGAGCGUCAGCUCAUCCAUAAAGGAAUGGAUUUAGUUGUUGGUAUUCCUGAUCAGAAAGUGUCUAAUAUGCCAGAUUACGUUAAUCUCUUAACAACACCAAUUGCAUCUUACACAACUAUGCACUGCAUUGUCAGAAGAACUAAAGGAAGUGUUGAAAAGAUAACAAUUCAAAAAGAGAAUGAGCCUAAUGCACCAAUUUUAUUACAAGCAGAAAAAUCAACAAAAAUUAAAGAUGCAGUCUGGAUAAUUACUUCACCAAUAUGCGAUAUAGGUGAAUGCAUAGUCUACAAUGGAGGAAAGCAAUCUUUCUAUUGCGUUUUGAAUGACUUUGAAGAAGUUGCAGUUAAAUUCAAGACAAAUUCCAAAGCUCCAAACUUAUCUGCCUUAGAUGUAAUAUUACCAGCUCUUGUACGUGAUUCAGGAUCAAGAACGCCAAUUCAUUAUACAGGAAAUUCUUCAUUCCUUGUAAGUCAAGCAAAUGCUGAGAAAAUGUCCGCAGAUUGUGUCAGAAUUUCAUCUAAAGAACCACAAAAGAAAGAUAAUAGAUACGUUUUGAUGUUUAAUGGCCGUGUUAAAAGCGCAUCAAAGAAGAACUUCAUUUUAAUCCUUCCAUCUAUGCCAACAAGAGAUCUCCUUCUCUGUGGUAAACGUGCUGACUCAGAGUACGUAUUUGAUAUGAAUUGGCCUCUCUCUCUUGUCCAGGGAUUCGCAAUUUAUCUCACUUUCUUCAAAUGA
Molecule: messenger RNA, 879 nt
Organism: Trichomonas vaginalis G3
Lineage: Eukaryota; Parabasalia; Trichomonadida; Trichomonadidae
Product: phosphatidylinositol binding
Exons: 1
Coding region: 1-879 (292 amino acids)
Source: RefSeq, a predicted model, not a curated record